Messenger RNA from Striga hermonthica, 639 nucleotides. The record is from the annotation of a GenBank genome assembly. Lineage: Eukaryota; Viridiplantae; Streptophyta; Magnoliopsida; Lamiales; Orobanchaceae.
AUGGAAAUCAAAUGGCAGCAACAACACGACAUCAAGAAAGAACAGGGCGUUUCUGAGCCCAAGAAAUCACCCACUGAAGCUAAUGGCGAUGCAUCUGAAGCCGCCACUAUUUUUCAGUCGAAAACUAGGUCUUUGGAGAAUUUGAGGCACCGAUUGGAAAAGGUAGAGGAAGAGGCUGAUGAGAUUCGGCAAGUGAUGGCUAAGCUGGAGAAAGAGAUACGCGCGGCCCAAGACAUCGUGGAAGGUCAAAAUGGUGGCUCAGUCGUGGCUGUGAAGUUAGAGCCAAAGGAAGAGUCAGAUACAAGAUCAAUAUUUGUUGGCAAUGUUGACUAUGCAUGCACAGCUGAAGAGGUGCAGCAGCAUUUCCAGUCUUGUGGAACCAUCAACAGGGUUACAAUUAUGACAGACACAUUUGGUCAGCCCAAAGGUUUUGCCUACGUGGAGUUUAUGGAGGUUGAGGCUGUUCAAAAUGCUCUAGUGCUGAAUGAAUCCAAGCUGCACGGUCGCCAGCUUAAGGUAUCUGUUAAGAGGACUAAUAUUCCUGGCAUGAAUCACUAUCGUGGAAUGUAUCCAAACCCGUACUAUGGCUAUGGGAGCUUCCCGAGGUUUAAGCGUCCCAUGCACUACAAGCCCUAUUGA